Messenger RNA from Bursaphelenchus okinawaensis, 10975 nucleotides. NCBI's taxonomy places the organism in Eukaryota, Metazoa, Nematoda, Chromadorea, Rhabditida, Aphelenchoididae. The record is from the annotation of a GenBank genome assembly.
AUGCUCAAGCCGUUUUUGAAUUGUAUUUUACUCUGGAAUUCGUUGUUUCUGGUCGAUUCGGCCUAUUUCUCUCAGUUUUCGAGGAAAGAGUUGGAUCGGGAUCCAUGCUACGAUCCCACCGGUCGGCCGGUACGAUGUGUGCCUGAUUUUAUUAACGCUGCGUUUGGGAAGCCGAUUGUGGCUUCUAGCACGUGUGGCCAAAAUGGACCUGCACCGUGAGUUUUGGGCUUGAUUUUUGGGGUUUUGGGGUGGAUUUUAAUUUUUUUAAAAAAUUUUUAAUUUUAAAAUUUAUCUUUUUUUGUUUAAAAAAUGAUUUUUUAAUAUUAGAAGCUGGGGUUUAAAAGUAAAAUACGGAAGUUAAUGUUGGUAUUUUUUAACAAAAAAACUAAUUUUUUUUUAAAUUUGAAAAUUAAAAAAAUUAUUUUUAUAAAAAAUGGUUUUAAAAAGAGUAGAAAUUUUAUUUUAAACGUAAAAUACGAAAAUUUAUAAUGAAAAAAAAAUUGAAAAAAAAUUUUAUUUUAAAAUUUGUAAAAUUUUGAAAUUUUUUAAAUUCGCGUUUUUAAACUUUUGUUAUACCUAUAAUGUUAUUACAAUGUCCCCCCCCCCUCCUUAAUAAUGUAUUUUACAUUGUAAUACCGAUCGUUUGGUUGUUCCGAAACCUAAUCCCCCCUGAUCCCCAAACAUAUCGGACGGAAAUCCGCUGACCAUUUGGCCGCGGUGAUCCAUCUUGUCCGAGCAAUUUGUCACUAAUUGGUUACACAACAAACAAAUAGGGGCCCGGUGAUAAGAGACGUGAGCCCUCCGGGGUCAUGUUCAAUGAAAAUGGAUUGGGCUUUGGGCGAGUUUCGGCCGAAAAUGAAAGGGCUUGUCGGUUUGAGGAAUGUUUAGUUCAACACCUGAUAAGUUGUAGUAUUAUAUAGGGUAUUAUGUUCUCGGGUUUCGGGCUUUGAAACAAAAAUGAACUUUUGGAAAGGAAAAGAUGGUGAAUAUAAGCAGUGUUUUAAUUCAAUGUGAGACAGAUGUAAAGGUUGUACAGUACUGAAUUGUAUUGUAUAAAGUACAAGACCAUAACCAAGAUAUAUAGAACAAAAUCUAGCUAUUAAACUGGCUAAAGCUCUUAAAACGCCGAUUUUAAACAUAAAAAUAUAGAUUUUUAAGGCCUAAAAACCACAAAUUUAACUUCUACCUUAACAUUUUUAGGUAAUUACAGUUUUAUCUUAACAUUUCUAAUCAAAUAUACUCUUUCUUUGAUCUUACCAUUGAUUAAGGAGUACUAUCAGUUAUCUACACAUGUCUUUCUUCAUUUAUCUUGAGGUGUACUGUCAGAAAACAAAAAAAGUAACGUAAUUUCCACAAUCAGUCACUAAACAUAUGGCCGUAGUAUAUUCGAAACACGAGUCGAAUGACAAAUCUAUAUUCUAAUUUUUUGCAAAAUUAUUUGGUUUUUUUGGUAGGAUGCUAUGGUAAAUUUAUUGGUACUGAUGGUACUGAUUUUAUUACUAUUAGUAACAAUAGAUAGGGCUAAGUCUACUAAUUUUCUGGGAUAGUUAUACUUAUUCUCUAGGGUUAGGACUACUAGUGGUACUAAUUUUGGUGCCAUUAGUACCAAUAGAUAAGGAUAGGUCUACUAAUUUGCUAGUCUAGGACUACUCAUUUUCUAGGACUAGGGAUACUAAUAGUACUAAUUUUGGUACUAGUAGGGUCGGGUAUGGGACAACCACAAUAUUUUUUGAGAAAAUUUGAACGUGGUUCCCCCUGUUGUCUUAAAACGAAAAAUUUGUUUACUUUCUUAAUUCCUUUCCUAUAUUUCUUACUUUGUCAUACCCAAAAUCUCUUUUUUGUCAUCAUUUUUAGUCUUAUUCAAACUACAAAAUACUAAGAAAAACUUCAUUUUUUUCAAAAAAAAAUUUUGAAUACCCUCAUCAACGUUCGUAGUAUCCUUUUCAUACCUACUUUUUUCCACCUCAAAGUUUAGCUAGUUUUUCCUAGCAGUAAUUAGUCCGCUUCAGAAUUUGCGGCUGUUUUUUUGCGGCCGCAAUUUGUCAAAAACUUGCAAAUUGGGAGGCGAAAAAUAAAAAAAAGAACAAAGAAAAGGACGCUCAGCAGGUUACCGUUCUCAGAAAAGGUUCGAAAAGUAUAAUUUUUGGAACGAAAUCCGUGAGAAGUUGGUACUGUAGUGUAGUUUGAUGAAUGAAUUUUAGGAGACAGUAGAGUUAGAAGAAUGACAAAUAGAAGAUAGUAAAGUUAGAGGAAUGAAAUUUAGAGUAUGGUAAAGCAAAAAUGUCAUAAACAAGACAAAUGAUUCUUUAAAAAGAAAAACUUAAACUCUUUGAACUUUCAUAUCUUUUGUAGUUAACACGACAAUUUCAAGAAAUUUUGUGCAAUGGUACUACAUAGUACCAUCGCUUUAUGUUUUUACAGUGAAUUACGCUAACAAGCCAUAAAAAAUUUUCAGGUUAGUUUGAAAGACAAGCCUAAAGAUUGAAAAAUACCCAUUUUUAAAGCAAAUUUAGGGGUUUCUGCCAAUUUUUUUAGUCAUUUUAAAACGAUGAGUUAAUGAAAUUGUUUCAUAUUUUACAUUGUGUAUUAGCAUACCUUGGAAAUGCUCUAGGCACAAAUUUGUGGUAUUUGUACUUUUAGAAACUUAGAUAUACGGCCACAAACUUUUGGCAGAUACGACCACUUUUUUCAAAACUUUUGUCAUUUAUGCUUUAUUUUGGUGAUAAUCUUAACUUAAGGCUUAAAAAUCUGAGUUUAAAUGGCUUAUUUUAUGCUACUUGAUGUACUAUCACUAUUUAUAUUAGCUGCUUUACAUAAUAUCCUAAAAUACUUUUAAAAAAACGAAAAAAUAUUCCAAUUUUUAUAACUUUUACACCCAAACCUAUCUUACAUAAUCUAUAAACCCCUUUUUGAUGUGAAAUAUUUAUGUAUCCACAAAAGGCGACAACUUUGGAGUGGGUUUGCGCAAUUUGUAGCACUUGUUUUUUAUAGCCCGUAUUUUAGGGGAUGAUGCGAUCCCAGAAAAGGCGAUCAAACGCGAGGCCGAGAUUCGAUUAUAGGACAAAAGUGCCAUUCUCAGGGCUCAAGUGGCACAAAGAUCGCACUUUAUCCCUUAUUUCAGGCAAAUAUCAAGGGCACUUUAUGCAAAAAAUAGCGUUAUUGGGUGCUUUGAUACAGUGUAAUGAGAGGCGUUUGCAAUAUAAAAUUUUUUUUUAAUUUGAAAUGAAAAUUAAAAAAAAUAUAUGAUAUAGGUAUUUAAAAAGAUGCAAAAUAGCCUAAAAUGGCUUAAUUUUAGAUUAAAAAAAUUUUAAAAUAUUUUAAAAAUUUUAAAUUUCAAAAUUUGAAUUCAAAAUUUUCAGUUUCUGCAUAGCCAAAGACCCAAAACGCUCGACCCAAGGGCACUGUGACAUUUGUGAUUCCAAAGAUUUUCGAACCUCCCAUCCAGCCUCCUACCUAACUGACUUGAAUUCGGCUAAAAACCGAACUUGCUGGAUAUCAGAACCGACCAGCCAAUACCCUCAUAACGUCACAUUGACUUUGUCGUUGGGCAAGAAGUUCGAAUUGACUUAUAUUUCACUACUCUUCUGCUCAAAGGUCGCAGACUCUUUGGCCAUUUAUAAAUCGACCAAUUUCGGCAAAAGCUGGACCCCGUUCCAGUAUUUUAGCUCGGAAUGCAAAAAAAUCUACGAUAGGGUACCUGAAGUGGCUAUUGGACGACAUAAUGAGCAGGUAAGAAGGAUUUACUAGAAUUUUUUAAUUUUGAAUUUUUGGCGCGAAAUCAAAAAUUUGAAUUUUUUUAAUUUAAAAAAAUUGUUUUUAAAUUUCGAAUUUUAAAAAUUUGUUCGAAAAGCCCACAAAAUGAAAAAUAAAUAUUAAAAAGUCGUAUUUUAUAACAAAAACUAAUCAAGAUUUCGUGUUUUUUAUCCAAAAUCACAUUAAAACCUGAAAAUCCAGAUAUUUUUAAAAAUUGAGUUAAAAAUGCCAUUCCAGGAAGCCAGAUGCACGGACUCUCACAUUACCACCAAAUCGAAUAAUCAGGUGGCUUUUGCGACACUCGAAAAUCGACCAAGCGCUUAUAAUUUUGAGCACUCGCCCGUCUUACAGGACUGGGUAACGGCCACCGACAUCCGGGUGGUAUUCAAUCGCCACAGCCCGGAACAAGUAAGGAAAUCACGUUACGGCACGGGCUUAUUAAUCUGUUUUUUGGGGUGAUACUGUAGGGAAGUGAUAAAGGGUUUCGGGCUACUGUGAAGAGGUAAUAAAAGGUGUUUAAAGAGUUAAGUUAGAGAGUAAUAGAAGGUGUUUUUAAGGGUUAUGGAGUAAGUGAUAAUAAGGUUUUUAAAAAAUAUUAAAGGGUGCUAAAGCUUGUUUAAAGAAAUAUCAGAGAGAAGGAUUUAAGUAUAUUAAAGGGUGCUGAAGGUGGUUUUAAAAGUGGUUUUGGAGUAAUAUAAAGGUGAUAAAGGAUGUUUCAAAGGGCUAUAAAAAAGGUGAUAGUCAGUGUUUUAAAAGGUACCAGAGUAGUACUACGUCUUUAUAAGGGUUUUUUUCUGGCUGAUAAGAUCUGUUUUAAAGGUUACAAGAAGAAUUAUUAUAAUAAGCUCUUCUUUUAAGAUUUUAAAAAGCGUAACAUGGGACGUGUUAUAAGGCAUUCUGAAGAGUUAUAGAGGAAGUUAUAAGAGGUUUUCUAUGGGUUUUGUAAGAGCGUGACAAACGGUGUUUAAAAGGGUAGUCUUGGAGUGUGAUAGGGGUAGAUAAGAGGUGUUUUUAAGUUAGAUAUUAAAAGGAUACACCUUUGUUAACAGCACUGUAGCAAAGUUUUUUGCUACAUACUUGUUAGGCUAUAGGAUAGUUAAAAGCAACAUUUUAUAAUAUUGCUCUACCGCACAGUUCCUUUUACUCUUUAUCCUCAUUAUAAUUCAAUUCCAGGCCGAUCUCUACAGCCUCGAAGACUCAUCAAACUCUACAGAAUUUGAAAGUCUUGAAAAAAUUGAAAAGAAGUACUUCUACGCUCUAUCAGAAUUGGCGGUAGGAGGAAGAUGUAAAUGUAAUGGACACGCAUCUCGAUGUGUAUUUGACAAAACCGGCAAAUAUACAUGUCAAUGUAGACACAAUACAGCUGGAGCUGAUUGCGAAAAGUGCAAGUUGUUCCAUUAUGACAGACCGUGGAGUCGGGCGACGGCUGAGGACGCAAAUGCUUGUGUUGGUAGGCGAGCUUUGACUUAAUGUAACUUAUGCCAUUUUCAAUAUAUAUAGAGGUGAAAUUACGAAGGAUUGUAGUAAAAAGUGUGCUUUUCAAAUGGGUAAUGUAAAAGUUAUAGUUUUUCAUUGCAGAGUAAGCUUUCGUAUUUCAAAGUGUGUUUUUUGAAUUUCAACUUCAUGUCGUAUAUUUGAAAGUGCCAUGACCUUUUGACCGUUUUGUGAUAAAGCUGAUUUUACAGUAUCUUUUGUAAAAUUAAAUACCAUUUUAUCUUAAAACUCGUGAAAUGUUACAUUAAGUCCAAAAAAUAAGUUACAAGCCCUAAAAACAGUUCAAACUAUCUUUUACAGAAAAAAGUCGAUUAUUCUUAAAAAUGCCAAAAUUAGAUGGACUAUUGCUUAAAAAAGUUAUUUUUUAGAUGAAAAAGAACAUGUUUUACAAUUUAAAAAUGUUUUGACACGAAAACUAAAGAUUAGUUUAGCAGUAAAAUACAAUUAAACAUGUUUAUGAGCUCUUUGACCACCCUUUUUUAUUGGCUUUUACCUUACUUUGACCCUAAUUUGACGGUAAUUUUGAGUUGGCACGGAAGUUACAGUAUUUUAACGUAAAACAUAAGUGUUUUUAUGAGUGUUAUAGCUUUGGGGACGGUAUGGGCCAUAAGAUGCUAAAGGGUACCCUUUGAAUUUCGCAGGGUAUGGCCUUUAGUUUCAGCUCAAAGCCAUAUCUAAUCUGGGAUAGAGUGACAAGAAACAAAGAAAUUUUUGUUGUUCUACCUUAUCUUCUAUCACUAGACGUCAUUUUAACCUUUCUUUAUUUUUUCUUUUCCAUCUAUUUGUUUCUUCCAACUUUAAAAUGAUUUUGCCCUGCGGGUAAUUUUAACAAAUUUUUGCGCAUUUCUUGGCCACCGGAUGCCGAAACAUUGGUCGAGAAUUACGGGUGGGCUUGGGAACCAUUAACAACUCAUAAAAUUUGAUUGGCCGUUUAAAAAGCUAAACAUUUACAAAAAUAUUGCGCGAAAUCGAGAGUGUGGCCAUACAGAGGCAUAGAAAUAUGGAAGGGAAGUGAGAGAGUAUGAGAUAAAGAGAGAGCGAGUAGAGAUAGUGAGAGAAAACCAAAAGUAAAGGAGGAGGGAAGAGAGAGCGCGCGUUUCGAAGAGUGUGGCUAGACAACGGUCAAGAAGACCGCAAUAAACGAGAGCGCAGCGAGAGGACAAGCAAAACACACAGACAGCAGAGAAAAACGGAAAAAGCAAUCAAGGACGUGGAGAUUUGCGUAAAUAUAUUCAAAUUUAUCGGAGGGUUUAAUUUCCUUUUAUUAGGCGAAAAGCGUGACAUGAGAACAUCAACAAAUGCCCAGUAUAAUAUACUUUUUUCGGCGGUUCAAAAUUUAAUUACGUUCCGCAAACUUUCUUUACAAAAUUUUAAUUACGUGUGAAAAAAAAGUUCUUGGAAUUAAAAAGUCUAGAAAAAUUUAAAAUGGCAAGAACUUUCUUUACAAAAUAAAAAUGGAAAGAACUUUCUUUACAGGACAAGAAAUGGCAAGAACUUUUAUUUUAGGACUAGAAGUAGCAAGAACUUUCUUUACAAAGCAAAAAAUAGCAAAAACUUUCUUUACAAAGCAAAAAAUAGCAAAAACUUUCUUUACAAAGCAAAAAAUAGCAAAAACUUUCUUUACAAAGCAAAAAAUAGCAAAAACUUUCUUUACAAAGCAAAAAAUAGCAAAAACUUUCUUUACAAAACAAGAAAUGGCAAAGACUUUCUUUACAAAACGAAAAAUGGCAAGAACUUUCUUUACAAUCCAUUUUCUGUCACCAAAACCCAUAAAUUUCCAAAAAACUGCCAGAGGCUUGUAAUUUACAUCGCAACCAAAUUACAACCCCCAGACAUACCGUAACAGCCGGGUAUUAUGUUUCAAAGUAACCACUGUUGUUAUGUUUAUGGCGGCAGUAAACUGUUGUGUAUUUAUGGUCUUUUGUUGUUUAUGGCCGCCACAAGUGGCGCCUGUUAAUUUGCAUAAAUAAUGGAUGCGAAUACCCACUGGAAGGCGAUGCCCAAGAUUAUGAAUGGCACUGGGAUUAGGGAAGUGCGAAAAAUGAAAAAAAAACGAAGAAACUUUGUUGCCAAAUAAAAUAGCGUUUUUAGUUCGGAAAAUAUUGGAAAUUUAAAAACUGUAAACAAAGUUUUUGCAAGAUUUGUAAAAAAAAAGAGAGACAAAAGCGGUUGUAAAGAAAAUUCUUGCUAUUUUUCAAUUUGUAAAGAAAGUUUUUGCCAUUUCUUGUUUUGUAAAGAAAGUUCUUGCCAUUUCUUGCGUCGUAAAGAAAGUUUUUGCCAUUUUUUGCUUUGUAAAGAAAGUUCUUGCCAUUUUUUGUCUCAUAAAGAAACUUUUUGCCAUUUUUGGUGUUGUAAAGAAAAAAUAAAAUACUAUGUUAACAUUAAAGUAAAAUCCUAUUGUAAAGUAAUCCUCGAACCAAUACAUAUAUACAUGAGGUCAUUUUGCGUAAAAGUCAUUAUAAACCGCAUUCAAAUUCGAAAAGUGUUAAAUGGGUUUUUAAUGUCCGAGCAAACAAAACGGGAGAAAAUACAGGGAAAACAUUGGUCUACAGUCAGGUAUAAUAACAAGGUUAAUUACAUCAAUCACAAAAAUGAAAAUAAAAGUUUUUAAAAUUGUCACAAUAAUUUUUACCUGAGUUUGUUCAAAUAAUUAUGUGCCCUCUACACACCCAAAACUUUCUUUAAAAGGGGGCACAGAAUUAUUUGAAUCACCUUAUAGUAAGAUAAUAUACUAAUAGUAAGGAUAUAGGCUUCUAAAAAGGUCUUGUCGUUUUUGAACGGAUAAAACUGUGCUUAAAAGCGACAAUACUUUUUUAGAUCUAUCUAUAUUAUAAAAAUUUGAAAAAAAUCUUUUCAAGAUUUGAAAAUUUAAUUUUUGCCAUUUUAGCUUGUAACUGUAACCUUCACGCCCGAAAAUGCAGAUUCAACAUGGAGUUGUAUCGAUUGAGUGGUAACAAAAGUGGCGGAGUUUGUAUCAAUUGUAGACAUAACACCGCUGGCAGGAACUGCCAUUACUGUAAACCGGGAUACUUUAGAGACAUUGGAAAGCCGAUUACUCACAGAAAGGCUUGUAAACGUGAGUUACUUUACGUUAUCCUAAUAUAUAUGAUGAUUUCACAUAGGGCAGGGUAGGGUAGGGUAGGGUAGCUUAAAGCCUAUAAAAUUUGAAAUCCAGAACAGCACGGAAAAGUAAUUCCCUUGAGGGGACUACGCCGUGCCGUUAUCUGGCGGCGUUCCAAUAGUCUCUUCAUGUUUGAAACCUAAUUAGGAUGUGUGGUCUAUUAAGCAAAAAGAAACAUUCAAAAUUGAAAAAAAAAGUUCAAAGAAUAGUUUUUAAAAGUGCGGAGUACUGUAAUUUAGGGUAAGUAGGGACGGCAGACCAUGUAGAAGGUGAAGAGACGUAGUAGUGAUGGUAAGGAUGGGGUGAUUUUGGAAAAAGUUGGGCAGGGCAGGAAAAUGGGGUACUGUAACUGUCAAAACAGUCUAAAAAUCAAUAUUUUUUCAGUUUUUAAAUGUUUACUUUCAGCCUGUAACUGUCACCCAGUAGGAUCAUUGUCAAAGAACUGCAACCAGACCAGCGGUCAAUGUAUUUGCAAGCCUGGUGUGACUGGACUAACUUGUAAUCGCUGUGCCAAAGGCUUUGAACAAAGCCAGAGCCCUAUUACUCCUUGUAUUCGUAAGUUAUUAUUUUGUAUAUUAACAUUGCCUUUAAGUACAUUACCAUCCUGUUGCUGAAGAUAUCAAUUUAGCUUCUAUAGAUUAAUAUCAAAGCCCUUUAGGCGUGAAAAUUAAAACUUUUGUUCCAAUUUCGAUAUCUUUUCGGGUUUAAACGCCUCUGGGGAACUUUGCAAAUUUAAUGAAUUGCAGCUGUGAAUAGCAGAAGCACACGCAGAUUAACAGCCAUGAUUAAUAUACGAAUUAAGCAAACAAAGCUUGAAGAUUUUAAAAAUUAAAAAUCUAAUUUAAAAAAAUUUUAAAAAUUUAAACUUUUUAGAAUCUAAUUUUAAAAAUAAAAAAAAAUAAAAAAGUUUUAAAUAUUAAAUUGUUCAUAUAGUUCUGUGCUUUCGGUCAAAGCAAAUUUCCAUGGUUAGAUGGCUCAGAAUUAAUUGAACAACAUAAUAGUAAUACUUUAUCACUUUAGGCUCUGAUAGCUCUUUUUAUGAACUUUUAUCAUAUUUCUUUGAUUUUUAUUGACACUCAAUUUUUUCUAAAUUUAAUUUAAAAUUAAUUAAUCGUAUUCCACCAUUAAUUUACCAUGUUUUCAGCUAUUGUAACAUCGCAUGUGACAGAACUUCCAACUCGUAAGUUGAAUUUUGCAAGAUUUAUAGAACGUUUAUGCUAUUUACUGAUGAAAUAACAUAAAACGUAGUGUUUUUACUCAUUACAUUGAUAACUCAUUUUGGGGUCACCACGAAAACUUGAAUUUUAAAUUUUAGUUUUUAGACGUAUAAAAGCAUAAUUUUAAAAUAAAGACGUUUUUAAAAAUUAAAAGUUCAAAAUUUAGUAUAUUUUCAUAUUUUAGCGGUUUGCGAAAAGAAAUGUCGUGCCACUCCAUCAAGGUUGACACAAAAGAAAUAUUGUCGCCGGGAUUACGGUAAGUGGAUUAUUACAGUUUCUAUUGUAAUAAUAUAAACAGGGAUUUGGAUGGAGAUGUAAAUGAGGUUAUAUACGCAAUUCAAUCUUAUUUACAUUACAAUAACAGCUGGAAAAUAUAAUAUUUAUAAGAGGCUAGUGUAAUAUCAAAGAUUAAGGAAGGGGUAACAGUGUAUGGGGGGGGGGUGUUUUUUCGGAUAAAAGGUAGGAAGAGGAGUUUUUUUUGAUGCAAAGAAGUUGCUGGUCUUAAAUUUAAAACGGGAGGGAUAAAUUUAUUUUUACAGGGAGGGGUGAUUUUUAUUGUAUAGGGAGAGGGGAGGAUAAAGUAAAACCUUUAUCUCUUAUAAAAGGUAUUUUAUACCUAUAAAAUUACCUAAAAAAUUUUUUAAAGCAACAUUGAUACCUAAAGUGUUAAAUAAACAAAAACUUUGUUUCCAGCGGUCAAAGCGACCAUAAUGAGUAAGGAGAGAAUUGGAGAAUUCGACCGAUUCACGUUGAAAAUCGAUGAAAUCACAAAGAAAAUGGCUUCUGGAGCUUAUAAAAUACGAUAUGGCAAGGUGUAUUUGUGGGUACCAAGCCAGGCCACCAAAUGUGGAUGUCCUAAGCUGGUGGAGCGAGAGGAUUACUUGAUUAUGGGUGGGUAAAAUACGAUUUCAAAAUUGUCGUGGAUAAUUUUUAAAAUUUUUUUGGUAAAUAUUGUGCUUAAAAAUCAUAUUUUUAAUAUUGGGUUGUUCAAAUAAUCUUAAGCCCUUUAACUUUUAAAUUUGCUUUAAACGAUAGCUCACAACUUUUUGAACUAAAUAACAUAAUAGAAAGGCUUUUUAAUAUUUUGGGUUGUUCAAGUAAUUAUGUGCCCUCUUCCCCCUCAAAACAAGUUUUUGGGGCGAGGGGCACAGAAUUAUUUGAAAAAUCCAUAAUCUAACCAUAGGGCGCAAGCUGCUCUUAAAAUUAAACAUUUUGCAAUUUUCAUGUUUCCCCAAUUCCAGGCCGCGAGCUACCCUCAGACACGACCCGUUCUGGCCUCACCUUCAACAAACACUCGCUGAUAAUGGAAUGGAACGACGACUUGGCCGACCGCCUCGACCGCUUCUCCAGCCGCGCCCUGCACGGCUUCUGCUCGAGCAAGCACGAAUAG